This is a messenger RNA of Mangifera indica (mango), 2660 nucleotides long. RefSeq names its product lysine histidine transporter 1-like. Gene Ontology annotation, cellular component: plasma membrane. Lineage: Eukaryota; Viridiplantae; Streptophyta; Magnoliopsida; Sapindales; Anacardiaceae. The record is from RefSeq and is a predicted model, not a curated record. The transcript has 8 exons. The coding region runs from base 1018 to 2373 and encodes 451 amino acids.
CAGAAUACUGAGGGAGGUCUUUACUAGAAAAACAGUAAUUGAUCAAAGCCAGAUUAUUCAAAUUUAAUAGCUAGCCUGGAACUGACAAUCAUCUAGUUUGAACAACCAAAACAACGCUGCUUCAAGAGUAUUUUAUGAUUCUGGUACUGUCUCAUCCUAGGAAUUUAAGUCCAUCAAAUAUCUACCUGUGGCUAGAGAUGUCAACGGGGCAGCACAGGACCGAAUUUCUGAUUCUCUAUCGCCAUCCCCCUUGGAUGAAAGCAUGAAAACGGAGCAUUACAUAGCAGAUUAUCAAUGAAGUCAACACUUACACUGCCACAUAAGUGCACAUUGCAUUCAACAAGAAUGACUUAUGUAAUCCAUAACUGACUAAAGCAUUUUACACUAUAAGCACCUAUAUCAUCCUGUCAAAACAUCUGCCAUGAAAAACAUGAACAGAUAUAACUCAUCAAUGUUCUGCAGAUAAUCAGAUUAGGUGUCAAAAGAAGAAUAAAGUAAUCACUAGAAGAAAAUAUUGUCAAAUUCCAUAAUAAUAAGAGAAUUUGAUGAUUAGGGUUUAGGGCAAAAAUGAAUUAGGAUUGUGUUUUAUAUAUUAAUGACUUUUUGAUAAUUAUUUAAAAAUAUAAAAGUUAUUAUAGAAAUUUAUAUGGGGUUAUUUCAGCUUGCGGGGAAUUUUUUGUCACCAACCCCGCUCAUAUGGGGAAAAUUUAAGCAUAUAUUAGCAGCAUAUACUAAGGAAAUUACAGAUUAAAGAGUCUGUUCAGCAGCAAGUUGAAGUUGAGUGCAGUUUCCGUAUUCUGCUAUGCUGCAAACGAAAUAUACAAGGAUAGCAAUUUUAAAAAUAUAUUCAACUUGUUCAGUGUAAGGUUUGUCUCCAAGCAUGAGGGACGGCAAUGUCAUUUCAGUCAAUUUAAAGUUCGGUCACUCCAAGUUUUCUUGGCCUGCACAUAUUUUCUUUUUAUCUUUUCUGUCUCGUUUUGCCGCUGGCCUGAAAUUUACUCCCUGCAGAGCACAAUCAUGGGUACUCAAGUUGAACAAACUGAUCUAAAGGACUACGACCCCCUCAGUCAGGUAGAUGGACAGCUGAAGAAGCAGAAGGUCAUUGAUGAUUGGCUUCCAAUCACUUCUUCGAGGAAUGCAAAAUGGUGGUACGCAGCUUUCCAUAAUGUUACCGCCAUGGUUGGAGCUGGUGUCCUCAGUCUUCCUUAUGCCAUGUCAAAUCUUGGAUGGGGUCCUGGUGUAGUGAUACUGGUGCUUUCAUGGACCAUCACCUUAUACACACUAUGGCAAAUGGUUGAGAUGCACGAGAUGGUUCCUGGAAGACGGUUUGAUCGAUAUCAUGAACUGGGACAGUAUGCCUUUGGUGAGAAGUUGGGUCUAUACAUAGUGGUGCCCCAACAGCUCAUCUGUGAAGUUGGUGUGGACAUUGUCUACAUGGUUACAGGAGGAAAAUCACUUCAGAAGGUUCAUGAUUUAGUAUGCAAAGGUUCCAAACGCAUCAAGACCACUUAUUUCAUCAUGAUCUUCGCCUCUGUCCAUUUUGUUCUCGCUCACCUACCUAAUUUUAACUCUAUCUCCGGUGUCUCUUUGGCUGCAGCAGUCAUGUCUUUAAGUUAUUCUACCAUUGCGUGGGUAUCUUCCAUCCACAAAGGACUCCAACCAAAUGUGGAAUACGGCUACAAAGCCCCAAAACCAUCAGACACAGUCUUCGGAUUCUUCACUGCUUUAGGUGAUGUAGCUUUUGCAUAUGCCGGCCACAAUGUAGUCCUGGAGAUUCAAGCCACAAUCCCUUCUACACCAGAGAAGCCAUCAAAGGGACCAAUGUGGAAUGGAGUUGUCAUUGCUUAUAUAGUUGUGGCUCUCUGCUACUUCCCAGUUGCACUUGUUGGAUACUAUAUGUUUGGCAAUGAAGUUGAGGACAACAUUCUUAUAUCAUUACAGAAACCCACCUGGCUAAUCGUAAUGGCAAACAUGUUCGUUGUUGUUCAUGUCAUCGGUAGCUAUCAGCUCUAUGCAAUGCCAGUGUUUGAUAUGUUAGAAACUGUAUUGGUAACCAAAUUGCAUUUCAAGCCAAGUACACCACUUCGUUUCAUCACUCGCAAUUUAUAUGUUGCCUUUACAAUGUUUGUUGCCAUCACCUUCCCUUUCUUUGGUGGACUUCUGGGCUUCUUUGGAGGAUUUGCUUUUGCCCCAACAACAUACUUUCUACCUUGCAUUAUGUGGCUUGCCGUAUAUAAACCAAAGAAGUUCAGCUUGUCUUGGUGUACCAACUGGAUAUGCAUUAUACUCGGCCUCCUGUUAAUGAUUCUUUCACCUAUUGGAGGGUUAAAGAAUAUCAUACAUAGCGCCAAGGAGUACAAGUUCUACUCUUGAUGGAUCUGAGUUGCUACCUUCUGUGAAAUCCUGUCAUGGUUCGGGCUUCUGUACCAUACGUAAUAAAAUGAAAAUGGUGUGGCAUACUAGUAAUCAGCUAUCUUAACAUCAAUAAGAUGUCUCUCGAGAAAUCUCCUCGAGGCUUCAAAAUACAUUCAUUUCUUGUGUCUUCCUGCAUGUGUCAAUGUGCAUGGCUAUACUCCAGAGUUUGGUCACCGUAUUAAUAUGUUCAUGCAGACAUGCUACAAUGUAUAUUACUAUUUCAGUAUUAUGCUGGCGUUUGGUUA